AGAUCGUCGAGUGGUAGUUUCGGCAGUGCUCCUUGAUUCGCCUGUUUGCAGGAGGCCACAGCCAGGCCGGCGCUGAAGUCAUGUUUCGCAACCAGUAUGACAAUGAUGUCACUGUUUGGAGCCCUCAGGGCAGGAUUCAUCAAAUUGAAUAUGCAAUGGAAGCUGUUAAACAAGGUUCAGCCACAGUUGGUCUGAAAUCAAAAACCCAUGCAGUGUUGGUUGCAUUGAAGAGGGCACAGUCAGAGCUUGCAGCUCAUCAGAAAAAAAUUCUCCAUGUUGACAACCAUAUUGGUAUCUCAAUUGCAGGACUUACUGCUGAUGCUAGACUGUUAUGGGUAUCUAGCCAGUCCCUUGAUCAUUUAAGUCAGCACUGUAGUGAUAGCAUUAUGGAGACCCAGAUACCAACACAGCGAUAUGGCCGGCGACCGUAUGGUGUCGGGCUGCUUAUUGCUGGCUAUGAUGAUAUGGGCCCUCACAUUUUCCAAACCUGUCCAUCUGCUAACUAUUUUGACUGCAGAGCUAUGUCUAUUGGAGCCCGUUCUCAGUCAGCUCGUACUUACUUGGAGAGACAUAUGGCUGAGUUUAUGGAUUGUAAUUUGAAUGAACUGGUUAAGCAUGGUCUGCGUGCCUUAAGGGAGACACUUCCUGCAGAGCAAGACCUAACUACAAAGAAUGUUUCCAUUGGAAUUGUUGGUAAAGACUUGGAGUUUACGAUCUACGAUGAUGAUGAUGUGUCUCCAUUUCUGGAAGGUCUUGAAGAAAGACCACAGAGAAAGUCACAGCCUGCUCAACCUGCUGAUGAACCUGCAGAAAAGGCUGAUGAACCAAUGGAGCAUUAAAUGAUAAACCAGUGUAUAUGUGUAUUAUCAAAUAUGUAAGAAUGCAGGAAUGCAUACUGAUAACAAUAAUCUUUACUUUGAACCAAAAGAUGCAAAAGGGUGGAAUGGUAUGUUUCAGGAAUCAGAUGUUUUUUCCAAGCAACCUCACUGAAAUCAUAUAAUGGGGUACAUUUUUCUUUGAGGGCAUCUAUAAAAUCAUUUUCUAGAAAGUAUAGGUAUCUGUACUAAUGUUUUUAUAUGAAGAAAAUAGUGUCUUUGCAGUUUUAAAGGCAAUUGUGAAAUAAAAUAGUUUCACCUGCU
This is a messenger RNA of Galeopterus variegatus (Sunda flying lemur), 1139 nucleotides long. Its product is annotated as proteasome subunit alpha type-1. The record is from RefSeq and is a predicted model, not a curated record. The transcript has 10 exons. Gene Ontology annotation, cellular component: proteasome core complex; proteasome core complex, alpha-subunit complex; nucleus. NCBI's taxonomy places the organism in Eukaryota, Metazoa, Chordata, Mammalia, Dermoptera, Cynocephalidae. Gene Ontology annotation, biological process: ubiquitin-dependent protein catabolic process. Bases 81 to 839 code for a protein of 252 amino acids.